AUGGCACGCAAAUCAGGCCUCAAUCUUGAUUAUUUAUUUGGAGAUGUAUUCACAAAUGUUGUUGGAGAACCUAUCACACCACAAAAGGUUGCCAUUUUUUACCUUAUUCGCCAGUUGUUCAGAAGCCAUUUUGGAUAUCGAGCGGUUCCAAGCACGAGACCAUUUUCACCAAAGCAAAAAUCAAAAAUUUUUAUGAUGCUUUACGGCAUGGCAAUGUUUCCCCAAGAAAUGAGCUAUAAUGACAUUAGACGAAUUGUAAGAUUGAUGGAUGGCGAUAUUAGGAGAGGAAUUUACUACCAUUUUGUUGUCAGUAUGGAGCAAUUAGCAACAGGAGCGGCUCACAUCGAUCUCCGAAUUGAAGAAAGUCUAUACACUUCAAAACGCGAAUAUCAUGAGCUUGCUAUGUACGAAUUGCCACUGACAAAACCCUUAAUGUUUAUGAACGCCAAAUGCUACAUGUUCAUCUGGAUACGAAGACUAAUGGCUCAAUGGACAAAAACCACUCAAUCGGAAGUUUUCGAAAUAAGCGAAAAUAUGAAAAAAUGGCUGACAAGUGGAAAAGACGAUCCUCCAAUACUCGAGAUUCGUGAUGGAAUCGUACUUCCUUAUGAAAUUGAUUGUUCAACUCGUGCUAGAGUUUGGAUUUCAAAACAACUAUAUUUUCUACAAGUUGCUCCAUCAAAAUCAGUAGGACUCGAAAAACUGCUUCAAAUGUGCGAAAUGAUAAAGAACCGUCAUCUUGAUGUGUUCCAAGCGUAUCUUCUUGAAAGUGUAGUGCAUGUUCAUAAAAAGAACGCUCCACGCGCUGUUGAUGCAAUGAAGAAAUUUUUCGAUCUUUCCAUGUUCAAAAUAAAUUCAAAUGUUGUCAAGGCCUCACAAACUCAUCGAUUAGCUACUUUGAGUCAAAAACCUCUUCGCUAUGGACCUCUUCUUCAAGCACGAAUUUAUCGAUUAUUUGGAAACAAAGACGCUGCUCAAUCUCUAUACUGCGAAAGUGUUCAGCAAGCGCAGUUGACUAUGGACGAACUUUGCAAUCGAAUGGCAAAUAUUGAAUUGUCUCUUUUGGAGUUCACUGACGGAGGCCCAAUUCUGGAGAAAAUAUAUUAUCAAAGACCAAAUGAAAUAAAAAAGGAUAAACUCGCGAUGCAGCAGAGUCAGAGCAAUCGAGAGUGCGAUCUGAUGACAGCGAAAGUUGCACCGAUCGUUCAAGAUGGUGAAGAGGCUUCGGAGCUCAUCGAGCAGCUGCUUUCCAUGGCCCGUGUUGUAUUUGCCAUCGAAGAUAUUUUGUAUUGCCGAUAUUGCAUAAAAUCUUCGGAGCAUACAGAAGCUGCACUGCGAAUACCGUCUGUAAGCGACCAUGCGGGAAAAACACGCCAAAUGCAAGAUAUGGCUCUUGCCAUGAGCACAAGCAAUCUAAUCCGAAAUGGAAUGUACCAUCAAGCUCAGAGAGUUUCCGAAGGAAUGUUGACUUAUAAUUUUGAAGACGAUGAGUUGCCGGAGUUCGAAACUGAAUCCAUGGCAGUUGCUGCUGUUAACCUCGCUUAUGCACACGCAUCAAUGGGAAAUCAUAAUAAAGCAUUCAAAAUCAUCGAUAAGAUUGAGCAGAAGUAUAAUCCCGAAAUUAACUGGAUGGCUGCGAGGCAUGUGAAAAUCUGUCGACUUUUGGUAACCUUUGAGCAAGAAUUUUUGCAUGAAAACUUGUCAGCUUGUGAGAGCAUUUUGCGUUUAUUGGAUUCAAUUUCCCCAAUUGAAACGGUUUUGAGGAGAGCAUUAUUAAUGGCCUAUGUGGGAAAGAAGAAUGAAGCGAUCGCAUUGCUACGAGGAUUCGAUGCUACCGAUUCGAUGGCGACAUUGCGAAUUCUCAUGCAAAUGGCUUCAAUUUUCACAUCGAUGCGAAGUAUUGGGGAAGCCGAAGAAUGCUUGAAUGACGCUUCUGCUCUUGCGGUCAAUACUACGUUAAGAAACGUUCGUUUCAUGAUAACCAGACGGGCAGCAAAUAUUUUGCUUGUCAAACAGGAACCAAUUAAGGCAUUGAAACUUCUUAUGCUCAUUCGUGAAGACGUGGAAGCGUUCGGAAGCAUUGUCGAGAAGGUUUUAUAUCACUACGCGAUUGCAGUUGCGUUGAGGAAAAAAAGCAAAGGUGGAGCAGGCGAAAGGAAAUUUCCAAUAGAAGGUGAUGAAGUAUUGGUUCCUGAUGUUCCUUAUAAAAGCAAAAUCGACGAAAAAUUAUUGCGAAAAGUUGAUGAAUUUGAUUCGAAACUGAUUUCUCACUUGGAACGACUUUCAUUGGUUCGAUUUGAUUCUGAACAAGCCGUUGCAAACCUUCGCAAUUCUGUGAAAUUUGCACAGCAGCUUGAAUUAGUCGAUGUUGAGGGAGUCGAACCGAUGCAUGUCGUUUGGGAAACUUUAGAAUGCCCGGUAUUUGAAGAUAUCGAGGAAAAUUCGCUGCCUAUCGAAGAAGUGUUCCGAAAUUCGCCGCAACGUUUCGAUGAUUUCUUUGUAACGCCGCCUGGCAAUGUUCCACUUGAAUCGAAAGAGCGAUUCGAUUUGAAAAUGAUCAACGAAUGGGACAAAAUUGGAAAACCAGUUGCACCACAAGUUAAAUCGAAUAAAUUUACGGAAAACCAAUAA
Messenger RNA from Caenorhabditis bovis, 2631 nucleotides. NCBI's taxonomy places the organism in Eukaryota, Metazoa, Nematoda, Chromadorea, Rhabditida, Rhabditidae. The record is from the annotation of a GenBank genome assembly.